UACGCGUAAAUUUGACUAAAACACAAUCUUCAGUUCAAUUUAAUUUUGUCUCUUGUAUCACACGGUUGCACUGUUUGUUUAAAUAUAUUUAAAUCACGUCGUGGUAAAUACAUCAGAGUAUAUCAUGAAAGGGAUUGUACCGAGAUUAGUGUUCUUCAUAGUCAUCAUUAUUGACAACUCUGAUACUGGGGAAACAGAUUCCGUAGUUGAUGAUAAGGCUAAAAUUCACUUUGAGGGACUACGAGAUAAUAUAAUAAUAUGCUCUACUGAAGCUGCAGUAGAGACACACACACUGAUAGACCCUUAUGCUUUUGAGCUUUCUAUUGAAACAACGACGGAGGAUAAUAGUGAUGAAUCCACUUCUACAACAAUGGCGGAUAUUGAUGACACAGACCCACAAGUGAGUGUUAAGUUCUGCGAGGCAACAUCUUACGGAUGCUGUCCAGAUGGUGAGACUCCAGCACACGGACCUCAGAAUAAAGGUUGUUGUUUACAAACCGCAUUCGGCUGCUGUCCCGACAAUUAUAAACCCGCUGAAGGACCGCACUUUGAAGGCUGUGGCUGUAAGUUUGCCCACUUUGGAUGUUGCCCAGAUAAGGUAACAAUUGCUCGUGGAGGAAACAACGAAGGAUGUGGAUGUCAGUACACUCAGUACGAUUGCUGUCCCGACAGACAUACUCCAGCCAGAGGGCCAUACUUUGAAGGUUGUGGUUGCCACACGUAUCAGUUCGGCUGUUGUCCUGAUGGUAUUACCGCUUCCACUGGACCAAACUUGCAAGGUUGUUUGUGCCAGCUGUCUAAAUAUGGUUGCUGUGGAGAUGACGUCACAGAGGCUAAGGGACCAAAUAAAGAGGGAUGUGAUUGCUCUAGUAGCAAAUACGGAUGCUGCCCUGAUGGUAUUACUGAGGCUAGAAACGACACAUUUCAAAAUUAUAAAGACAUACCAAACAUAAAUGAAGUUAAAUGUAACCUAUCGGUGGAGCGUGGUCCGUGUGCUGGUAAGUUUCUCCGCUGGGGCUACGAUCCUAACUUGCGCCGCUGCUCUCAGUUCAUUUGGGGAGGCUGUGGGGGUAAUACCAACAGAUUCAACUCCGAAGCCGCAUGCAUGCAGCGGUGUGACCCUCCAGGCGCCCUGCAAGCGAAAUGCAUUCUUCCACAAGAGGCAGGCAACUGCACUGAAAAGUGGCCGGUCUGGUCUUUCAGCCAGACUGAGAAUCGUUGUGUGCCUUUCUAUUACAAGGGCUGUGGAGGCAACGAUAAUCAAUUUUACAGUGAAAAAGAGUGCGCCAGCGCAUGUGCAAGACAGAGGGAAGACGUAUGCACUCUUCCUCUUCUAUAUGAAAAUUGUAAUGACUGUAACCCGCGAUGGUAUUAUGACAUGACGUCGAGAAGGUGUAAAAUGUUUUUCGGAUAUAGUAAAAAUGCAAACAAUUUCGACAAUAUAGAAACGUGCAUGAAUCAAUGUGACGAAAAAAUCGAGUUUGAAAUUGUGCGUCCCGAGAUAGAAAAGCCCGUGAUCUGUUACCUGGAACUAAAUCGUGGACCCUGCUCUGAUACCAUAAAUCGAUGGGGUUAUGAUAAUCAGAGAGAUGCCUGUGUUCAGUUCCAAUAUGGGGGAUGUGGGGGCAACAGGAAUAACUUCCCAUCAAAGGAGAUUUGCCAUCGCCAAUGCAUGUUGGAAGAUAUAUGCAAUCUACCUAUAAUCAAAACUUCGUGUAAUAGUAGUGGCACUGAGUGGUUUUAUGAUGCAGCUACUGACUCCUGCAUCCUUUUUGGUGAAAAUAUUUGUGGAAACAACGAAAAUAGUUUCAAAACAUUGCUGGAUUGCGAACAUCGGUGCAAAAUCGGACCAUUUCUGGCACUUGAUUACGAAGUCGAAUUUCCGCGUUUUAUUGCGAGUAUUUGUGAGAUAUCCUCCAGUCUAGAGGAGUGUAAGAAACCUGGCACAGUUUGGUACUUCAAUGUGACUAGUGGGACUUGUGUUUCCUUUGAAAAUGCAGACUCCGGACGUUCAUGUAGGAUCACAGCUACGUUUCCUUCUGAAGAAGGUUGUCAGAGAGAAUGUGGAUUUUACCAAGAUAUAAAUGUUUGCAGCUAUCCAAAGGACUCGGGGCCCUGUCAUGAGGCUGUACAAAAAGUAUACUAUAAUUCAGAAAAGGAUCGCUGCGAAUACUUUAUUUAUGGUGGAUGCCGCGGCAGUCCCAAUCGCUUCUCUAGUAUUGCCGAGUGUCAAUAUAUGUGUACACCACAUGCUAAUCCUUGUCAGCAAAAUCCUGAUGUAGGGGAUUGCACAGAACAAAUCACUCAAUGGUACUAUGACGAAAUUGAAGAUAAAUGUUUUAAGUUUUUUUACACUGGAUGCAAUGGAAAUAGUAACAGGUUCCAAACACAAGAAGAAUGUGAAAAAAAGUGCCUUCAUAACGAAUCACGCUCUUUUUUUAUGAAGUAUUGAACUUGCCAGCACUAGCAA
Molecule: messenger RNA, 2470 nt
Organism: Pieris rapae (cabbage white)
Lineage: Eukaryota; Metazoa; Arthropoda; Insecta; Lepidoptera; Pieridae
Product: papilin
Exons: 18
Coding region: 125-2452 (775 amino acids)
Molecular function (GO): serine-type endopeptidase inhibitor activity
Source: RefSeq, a predicted model, not a curated record